CACUCACGCAGGCAGCCCCCAACACCCCCACGCCCCACGAUGCGUCUUCUGCUGGCAGCGGUGACGGCGGCGAUGCUGAUGGCGCCGACCUCAGCUCUCUUCAAGGUGCCGAUUGAGAGCUCGGAGCCUCCCCUCUCGGAGCUCCCCGGCAUUCUGGAGAUCCUGGGCAUCACCGACUUGCUGGGGCUGUCCGGGCGCCUGGAGGUCCGCGGCUCCAAUCUGUUGCAGCAGGAGACUCACUGGGACAAGGUUCGCUACGGAAUGGCAACGGCUGGUGUAGCGCUUGCAGAGAUCGGGGCCAUCAUUGGGUACUUCGGUAACUUCCUGAGAACCAAAGAAAAGGAAAAAUUGGAGGCGGAGAAGGAGGCGGAGGCGGAGGCAGCGGCGUUGGAAGAGGCGGAGGUUUUAGUCGAAGAGGGAGCAGAAGAGGGUGGUGGCGGCCCCGAGGUGAAGGCGGGAGAACGGGUCCACUUGCUCAAGCCCUCCUACGGUCCCGCCCAGGUCGAGUACUCCCGCCAGCCAGCCUAUCGCCCCGCCCCUCGCCGCCCCGCCCGCUACCCACGCCCCUACCCUCCACGCACCUACAGGCAGCGGGUACUCCUGAAGCGGUCUGAGGCGGGCACCAACGAGACACCUUGAGGCAUUACCUGUUUCUUAUUGUACACCUUGCCUGAUCUUUCAGUUUCUCAAGAUGAAACUCGGUAAAAUUACAUCUUGAAAUUCUUUUUUACUUGCCAUGAAUCCUAAGUGUUGCUGUUGUAACUACAAGCCUGUGGUCAGUUGAAAAGAACUCAGCACUUCGGAAAACCCUGCAGUUCUGAAGGAUCCUCCAACGAGUACUUACGAGGAUGUGGACAAUCUCCUUAGCUAGCCCUUCAGCAUUGCCAUACAAAGUCCAGCGGUGCAGCUCGAGUCUCUGGUACCAAGAGCCUGCAAUUCUCAACCUCCUGGAUCUUACAAAAUUCAGGAGAAAAGAGCGGUUGUCGUUCAUGGUACCAGAGUCAUGGGGACCAGACAUUACCCAUAGCCUGUUCUAUCAGUGCCAGUAGUAGCAUCAAAGUCCCCCAAGACAAUGAGUGUGUCCUGAGGGGGGCACUGGUCUAUUAAGUAAUCGAGUUUGGCAAAGAACACCCUCUUUUUCUUCAACGUCACUCAUUUCAUUAAAAGCGCACACUACAAUAGAGACAUGAAGGCUAAGGUGUGCUUGAGCCUCACUUGUACUAUACCGGAGUGACCUCAACAACAAAUGGCUGCAAUUGGGUGGAGAUGGUUAUAGACGGGCACCACUGAUAAACCCUGCCAGUAGUGGAUGUAUCCCAUAUAUGAUCUAUAUA
Eriocheir sinensis (Chinese mitten crab) is the source of this 1334-nucleotide messenger RNA. RefSeq lists its product as uncharacterized. The transcript has 3 exons. Lineage: Eukaryota; Metazoa; Arthropoda; Malacostraca; Decapoda; Varunidae. The record is from RefSeq and is a predicted model, not a curated record. Bases 40 to 639 code for a protein of 199 amino acids.